UUCUUUAUUUUAAUGGUCUAUGACCUAUCAUAAUUCUGAUCUGACAAGGACUUAUUUACAUGGUUCUCAGAUAAGGAUGGUAAUAGAUAAAUUUGGUAUAGCUGCCAUUCGAAAUUCAUGGUAUGAUGGUAAUCAAAUCACUGAUAAUGUCUUAAAUGGCUAUACAAAGCCAUUGAGGACCAAGGAUUGGGACAGCGCACUUGUGGAAUACACAGCAGCACUGCUUACAGAUUCUGCUUCUGAAUCAAAGCCUCCACUGGUAAAAAGACUCAGUGAAAUCUCAUGUCCAGUUCUGAUUGUCACGGGUGAUAGUGACCGGCUUGUCCCCUCUUGGAAUUCGGAGAGACUUUCACGAGCCAUACCUGGAGCUUCCCUCGAAAUAAUUAAGAACUGCGGCCACCUGCCCCAAGAAGAAAGGGUGGAAGAGUUUGUGUCAAUUGUUGAGAAGUUUCUAGAAAGAGUUUUUGGUGGCUUGGAGGAGCAAUGUCUGCAAGCAGCAACUUGAGAUCUGUAUCGAUCUUGAUAUACAACUUUGCUGAUGUUAAUUUGCAGAUUGGUUGGUACAAUCUGAUGCAAAGACUAGGGCUUUACCGCAAAAAAUUCUCAAACAACAGAAGAAUUUAUUGUAAAAAGAAACAAUAGUUUAGAAAUUGCAAUA
Molecule: messenger RNA, 658 nt
Organism: Cornus florida
Lineage: Eukaryota; Viridiplantae; Streptophyta; Magnoliopsida; Cornales; Cornaceae
Exons: 3
Coding region: 20-505 (161 amino acids)
Cellular component (GO): chloroplast envelope
Source: RefSeq, a predicted model, not a curated record